GCCACAUAGGCCAACAGUUACAAUUACUUGUGACGUACAGCCGGAUUGCAUGGAUAUUUAGUUACCGUGACGUCACAGAGCACGCGCGGUUAUGAUUGAUGACGGGGAAAGGUGUAGGGUCUGACAGGCGUUCGGGGAAGGCCAGUGCUGAAGUGUCGGUGGUAGUGACCGCAUUGGGAGUAUACAGACGACAAAUACCUAUACAACUCAUACCUGUAGACUACUGGAGGAAAUAAUGACCGGUCGUAACACUACACACUGACAGUCGGGAUCGGGAGCCAGGCACAUACAACAAAUACUAGUUAGAGUGGUGUCGCAGGACUAAAACGGAAUAACUCUACCGUGAUGUCGUCUACAGACGAUACAGAGAAACAAGUGUCUCCGGCAAUGCCGAAAACGGCGGUUCCGGAAAUAAGAAUAGAACAUGAGAAGUCAGAAACAAACCUGGAAUCGGACCCAAAUAAAUUCCAAGUGUCGCAUGUAAAGGAACGGAAAAUAUCUGGGAAAGAACCAAGUUUGACGGGAAUUUCGGAGGACGGUUCUGUACCAGAGGAAACUGGGAGGAUAAGAAAAGUAUCCAUAAUGGUGGGUCCAGAGGGCGAGCCAAUUCGGCACUACAUCCCUGCCCGCAAGAUAUCCUCUUCGGAACACCACUUUCUUACCCCUUACGGCCGGGCCGCCGCACCCGGCCGGAAGUCAUCUAUGGACGCCUUCUUCGUACAGCAGCAUCAGCGCAUGUCGGUGGUGUCUGUUAUGAGUUCGAACCAGGACACAUUUGAAGCACUUCCGCACGUUGACCAUUACCGGGACCUAUUCUCUGUAUUCCCUAACGACGACGUGCGUCAAAGACCCACCUUAGACGAACUCAGGGACGAGGAGCCGACAAGCCCACGGACACCUAAUACCCCAUCGAUCAAGGACGGACUAUUCGCUGAUGAACUGAAGGACGUGGAGGACGGCCCCAAACCCUCCCCCAGACCAUCGGUGACGUCUGGGGCACUCAAGUUUGGCUGGAUACAAGGUGUACUGGUGCGAUGUCUACUGAAUAUUUUUGGUGUGAUGCUGUUCCUGAGGCUGACGUGGGUGACGGGCCAAGCGGGGAUAGGACUAGCCUCGAUCGUGGUCCUCCUGUCCGCCUUCGUCACAAUCAUCACCACAACCUCCAUGUCCGCUAUAUGUACCAACGGUGAGGUAAAGGGAGGUGGGGCGUACUACAUGAUAUCGAGGAGCCUGGGUCCAGAGUUUGGUGGAUCUAUUGGAAUUGUCUUUUCUCUUGCCAAUGCCAUCGCGGCGGCCAUGUACAUCGUGGGAUUUGCAGAGACUGUUCAGUCACUCAUGAUGGAGUUUGACACGACCAUUACGGGGGACCGGAUGCAUGACGUCAGGAUUAUUGGUUGUGCCACGUCAGUUCUUUUGGUGGGGAUAGUGAUCAUUGGCAUGGAGUGGGAGGCCAAAGCACAGAUGGGUCUGCUGGUAAUUCUGACGAUCGCAAUAAUCAACUUCGUCGUGGGAACAUUCAUCCCCCCGACAGAGGAGAAACAGUUGAAAGGAUUCGUGGGAUACAAUGCUGAUGUGUUUUCGGAAAACUUCGGUCCAGCCUUCCGUGACGGCAAUAGUUUCUUCACAGUUUUUUCCAUCUUCUUUCCUGCUGCUACUGGAAUAUUGGCAGGCGCUAACAUAUCUGGUGACCUGAAGAAUCCACAGAAAGCUAUACCGAAGGGUACGUUUCUUGCCAUUUUCUUGACCACCUUAGUAUACUUGGCGAUGCUGUGGAUCGCCGGGUCAUGUAUAAUGCGGGAUGCCGUCGGGCCAGUUGCCAUGGAAAUGAUAGCUAACGUCACAAACAACGUCACCGUCAUCCCCAGCCCAGUUACUGUACCCUCCACCGAAGUCGUCCGACAUUGUGACAUGUUCAACAAAACGUGCGAGUACGGACUGAUGAAUGACAACGGGGCUGUUGGUGUAGCCUCCGCGUUCAGGCCUCUCAUCCUCGCUGGUAUAUUUUCUGCAACCCUUUCCUCUGCUUUAGCCAGUUUGGUCGGGGCUCCUAAAGUGUUUCAGGCUCUCGGAAAGGACAAAUUGUUUCCAUUCAUUGAAUUCUUUGCCAAAGGUUACGGUCGCAGUAGUGAGCCAAGACGUGGUUAUCUCCUCGCCUUUUUCAUCUGUGUGGCAAUGACAUGUAUCGGGGCCCUGGAUCUGAUCGCGCCCAUAAUAUCGAACUUUUUUCUGAUGGCAUACGCUUUGAUUAACUAUUCUUGCUUCGAUGCCUCCAUUGCUGGCUCGCCUGGGUUCCGACCGGCAUUUAGGUUUUACAACAAGUGGACAAGUCUUUUAGGAGCUCUGAUCUGUCUUGCCGUGAUGUUCCUUAUCAACUGGUGGUCAGCAUUAAUCACAUUCGUCUUUGUGUGUUCCCUUUACAUGUAUGUCAAGAUCAAGAAACCAGAUGUAAACUGGGGAUCCUCGACACAGGCUCACGUGUACAGAGAGGCGCUCAAGUCCAGCAUGAAACUCAUCAAAAUGGACGAGCAUGUAAAAAACUUCAGGCCGCAGGUGUUGGUACUCUCGGGAUACCCUCGUAACCGACCCCAACUGAUCGACUUCGUGGCCUGUCUCACCAAGAGGCAGAGUCUGCUCAUGUGUGGUCACAUAUUCAGGGGAGAGUUGUCCGACCAUGUAAAGAACCUAAGGUCGAACGCGGCCUACAAGUGGUUUGAGAGACGCAGUAUUAAGGCUUUCUACAAUAGUGUGGUAACUCCGACACUAAGGAUAGGCGCGCAGGUGUUAAUGCAGGCCGUUGGUAUAGGGAAACUUCGACCCAACACCAUUAUCAUGGGUUACAAAUCUGACUGGCAGAAGGCAGACGGGUACGAGGUGGACGAUUACUACAACAUCAUACAGGAUGCGUUUGAUCUGAACUACGGUGUAGGGAUAUUGCGCGUGCCCGAAGGACUGGACUUGAACAAGGUUCCGGACGAUUGUGUCGGACUGGACGAUGAUAUUGAGUCUGAUCACGAGCAGGACACUGAGCAAGAUAUUCACUUGGAGGUAGAUUCACAAAAAUCCCCUACCAUAUCAACAGGACAUAGUGACAUUCCCGGAGAAAACACCGAAAACGAAAGUUCUUACAAAUUUUUAAAUAGCAAGCCAAAAGUCACUCCACCUAAGAACCACGUGGUACUACAGAGACUUAACACUGUAGAGGAAGGGGCGGAGGAAAACAAUGCCUAUGUACGGGACCAAGGGACACACUUGGGAGAAGAGGAGGAGAGGGAUGAGGCACGCCCCACACACACCACUCUCCUAUCUACACUGUCCUGUGAUUCCAACGCAGAAAGGUUCAGAGAGAAGCAGUACGGCACCAUAGAUGUAUGGUGGCUUUACGACGACGGAGGCCUGACAUUGCUGAUACCUUACAUCCUUUCUACGCGGAGAAAGUGGAAAGACUGCAAACUGAGAGUAUUCUGUGCUGGCACGAAGCAUUCCAAUCCAAACGAAGACCAAAUGAGAAUGGCUUCCCUGCUGGCAAAGUUCCGGAUAGAGUACUCCCAACUGACAGUAAUACCGGACCUGUGGAAGAAGCCGUCUCUCAACAUGUACAAAGAAUUUGAAAGUACAAUUCGUAAAUGGCGGUUACGUGGUGGAGAGUACCCAGAUGAGUUUCCGUGGAAAAUAAGUGAAAGUGAUAUGGUUUCAAACAAGGCAAAGAUAUACCGGAACAUCCGUUUGCGAGAACAGCUACUCAUUCAUUCAACAGAGGCGUCGCUAAUCGUAAUGACUUUGCCUGUGCCGAGGAAGGCUUACUGUCCGGCAGGACUCUAUAUGGGUUGGCUGGAAACACUUACACGUGAUAUGCCACCCAUGUUGUUACUUCGCGGAAACCAACAAAGCGUGCUGACGUACUACUCGUGAAUGUGUUUAGGGUUAGUAACAGAACCUGUGGUUAACAGGUUAGUGCAAACGCAUCCUGUUGUGAAGUUUGUGACAACACAUCCUGCUGAGAAGUGAAAGGAUAGACGUAACCCUCCAAUAUAUGUCGACAGUUCACCAAUUGCUAUGUUGAUGAAUGAGGAUAAUGCAAUAUGGCAUAUUUUUUUGACUGUGUCAUCGUUUGUAAACUUUCAGUCCUGACGUAUUAAUCAUAGGUAUUUAAGGGAAUCUGAUAUCCCUGUGUCGUAGCAUAUCAACAUUAUUAAUCAUAUGGUAUCCAUGACGACACAACGGUUUAAUGUACUCAGGCUUUUGUGUUGAAAUAUGCACUAUAUUGACCUUGGGACGCGGACGUUUGUAUCUUUCUUGAGUUUUGUUGUACAGAGCUUAAACUAAUAACAUGCAACGAGUUACAUCGAUAAUCGAUCAGAGAGUCUAGACAAUCCAAAAUAGCCAAUGGGAUGCAUUCCAGAUGAAAUAGACCAUAACUGGAGAUCACUCUUUUUGUCACACAUGUUUGAAGUAAUUUGCUUAGCACAGCAAUUGUUGCGAAACACAUUUAUAUGAAGAAUGCUUAUUUUAGACGACAACGUCUAUAGUCGGAGUGACCUGUUCAGAUAAGGCGAAUAGUGUAUACGUACGUUGUUCUGCACUGUUUACAUAGUAUAAAUGUUCCGUCUGAACCACUGUUAGGUUUAUAGUCGGUCGUUGACACAAAAGUGACAUUUAUUACGUGCUGAUAUUUGUCUAUGCAUAUAUUAUUUUAUGAUUUACUAAAACACAUCUGAACAGUGUAAAAUAAAUAAUGUGGUAUAGUGUUUGCCCCUCGAAAACUACUAAAUGUUGUUUCAUUGAAGAAAAAAAUAUAUUAACAAAUGAACAUGCUGAAACCACUGAUUACCUCGAUGGUCUUUGGGUAGCUGUACCAACUGUUGUGUUGUUCGUGUACGAAAGACUGAUAAAAUGUAUUCUUUGUGACUGCUAUUCCGAUCUGUGUACUGACGCAUGAAACGAUAUGUUGUUUGAGUGAGCUUUAAUAAUACAACACGCUCAGGACAGUUCUAUCGGCUGGUUCUAUGGACAUGAUAUUGAAGGCCUUUUCUUAACUUGAAGACUUACAUAAUUUAUGAAAACAAUAUACAUGUACAUUUUUAUAUGUUUGCUUUUUAUACGUAUAUAUAUAUAUAUAUAUAUCCAGCUUUAUGUAGAACAUUUUUGCAAUUAGUCAAAAUGCCGUACUCCCCUUCCCCGUUACAAGCAUACAAAGUGACCACCCUCUUGGUUAAUACAUCGAAAGAAACAGGUUAUAGCAAACGGCCUUACACAUAUACGUAACAGUGUAUGAACACACACACACACAAAAACGGAAAAAAAGAAAAUUAGAUAAUAGAGAUUCUAAAAGAUGUAUAUGAUGAGGAAAUGUGUAAUUAGGGUACGAUCUUUUCACAAACCCGAUACAUUUAGUACAUGAUUAACUUUUUUUAUUAUCAUUAGGUUAAUGAUUGGUUCUCGUCAAUUUUACCUUUUUAAUUUUAAACAUAUUGUCAUGCAUUUCCUGCUGCCAUAACUAAAAAUGGCAGAAAAUGAAAAAGAAAAUACGACGAGUAAAGCGAAAAUACCAAUAUGUAAGUUACGCACCUUAGUAACAUGGUCAGUUGUGAUGUUCUAUGGACGUUUAUAAUGCAAAGGUGACGUAAACAUGUUUCGUUCAAAAGUCGUUUCUUUGACAAUUUAACGUGUCAAAAAUUUACAUUAUCUUUAAGACGGCGUUACGCUUAAUGCCAAAGACUUAAAGGUCACUAGCGCUCAGGGUUCAAGUGACACUGCAUCCGCAAACAAGUCAUAGUAUAAUGAGUUUAGCGUCCUAUUAACAGAUGAGGUAUUAUAAGGACGUGCCUCCACGUGCAUUGUUUGAUGCGAUAUUUUAGUGUUGUCUGAAGCCGGCUCAAGAGUGCUACCUAACUGCAAUACCAUGCCAACAGCACUAAGCUGAGGACUCCGCCCGCUUGCAUUAUAUUUACAAUAUAUGGCUAAUUUUCAAGGUAUAUCAAACUUGAGCUCAAAUACUUCAAGACCGAUUUUUCACUUAUUCAGUAGGUAUGAUAAAGAGAUAGACCUGACAGUGUACGGUGUAAAAGGGAGAAACACGCAAGGGCCAAAAUUUCAUCGACCGACGGCUAUUAAGUCUCCUUUGUGACAGUUUCAGGAGGAAGGGGGAUUACUCGUAUAUUUGUAUCAUCAAGAAUUCCAGAUUCAAGAAUUGUCACUGGCUUAUCUCCCUUGAAUAACAUUCGUAUCAUUACUUUAAAGAGUACAUCUAGUGUUUGUUAGUAUUAAGGUGUAUUAACACAAUAAGAAAAACCGGUAGAUAUACCCAAAAAACAACUUAUGGAGAUUAGUUUCUUAAUAAAAAAAAUAUCGUGGA
Molecule: messenger RNA, 6352 nt
Organism: Mizuhopecten yessoensis (Yesso scallop)
Lineage: Eukaryota; Metazoa; Mollusca; Bivalvia; Pectinida; Pectinidae
Product: solute carrier family 12 member 3-like
Exons: 24
Coding region: 346-3909 (1187 amino acids)
Biological process (GO): potassium ion import across plasma membrane; chloride transmembrane transport; sodium ion homeostasis
Cellular component (GO): membrane
Molecular function (GO): sodium:potassium:chloride symporter activity
Source: RefSeq, a predicted model, not a curated record